Molecule: messenger RNA, 1581 nt
Organism: Xyrauchen texanus (razorback sucker)
Lineage: Eukaryota; Metazoa; Chordata; Actinopteri; Cypriniformes; Catostomidae
Product: nuclear receptor subfamily 5 group A member 2-like
Exons: 7
Coding region: 37-1581 (514 amino acids)
Biological process (GO): tissue development; hormone-mediated signaling pathway; regulation of transcription by RNA polymerase II
Cellular component (GO): RNA polymerase II transcription regulator complex
Molecular function (GO): RNA polymerase II cis-regulatory region sequence-specific DNA binding; nuclear receptor activity; zinc ion binding
Source: RefSeq, a predicted model, not a curated record
AAUGACAGCUUAAGGUGACCCCUUCUCCUAUGGACCAUGAACAUCCCAAACUAUCCCCAGUCCACAGACCUCCACCCCGCCUAUUACACACAGGAUCUUCUUUUACAAGAAAAACCAUCCACAUCUCAGGAGUUAAAGCCAAGUCCAGACGGUCGUGCAAAUCAAGAGGAGGGCUGUCCUGUAUGUGGUGACAGGGUGUCAGGAUUUCACUAUGGCCUGCUCACCUGUGAGAGCUGUAAGGGCUUUUUUAAGCGCUCCGUGCAGAACAACAAAUGCUACACGUGUGCGGAGAGACAGAGAUGUCCCAUGGACCCGGCCCAGAGGAAGCGAUGCCCUUACUGUCGCUUUCAAAAAUGUCUUGCUGUGGGCAUGAAGAGAGAGGCUGUAUGUGCAGACAGAACGAGAGGUGGACGAAACAAGUUUGGACCUCUAUAUCGGCGAGACAGGCAACAGAAACAGCAAAGAGGCACCUCUCAUCACCAAGCGAACACUGCCCCCUACAGGAUCAAAAUUGAGGCACCACAAGCAUCGUUACCUGCAAUGUCUCAUGAUUUUCAUGUCCCCAACCCAUCCCCUGCUCCUCCUGGAGGUGCCCAUUACCACCCACCUCAGCCCUUUUCUCCCAAUAUGAGCCAAUUAGAGUUCCUCAUGCUGAUAGACUGCACCAUGCCCAGAGGCCAGACACUGCCUGAUCCAUCUCUUCCUUUUCACACACUGUACUAUCCAGGCUUCCACGGACACCCUCAUGAAAAAAAAGAGAUCCUGCUUAACUACAGCCCUGCUUCUGUAAUGUCCCCUUCUCCGAUCUCGCCUGUUCUUUCCACACCUACACCAACAUCCACCGCUACACUGACAUCAACCUCGACUCCAAGGUCAACACCAACUCCAACACAGAGCUUGACGCUCACCUCAACUUCGACCGCAUCCCCAAGUUUAUGUUUCCUGAGCCAGCUCCUGCAAGCCGAGCCAGAUGAGAAGCAGUUCUGCAUGCGGGUGUUAGCAAGCCUCCAAAGAGAACAGGCCUGCAGAGGAAAACACGAUCGCCUCAACACCUUCAGCAUCAUGUGCAAAAUGGCUGACCAGACCUUGUUUGGAUUAGUGGAGUGGGCCCACAACAGCACUGUGUUUAAGGAACUUAAGGUGGAGGAUCAAAUGAUGCUUCUGCAGAGCUGCUGGAGUGAACUACUUGUCCUGGAUCACCUUUGCAGGCAGGUGGCAUAUGGGAAAGAUGGGAGCAUCCAUCUGAUUACUGGACAACAGAUUGAGGUAUCAACCAUUGUCAGUCAGGCUGGAGUAAUGCUCAGAAGUUUGGUGUCCAGAGCCCAGGACCUUGUAUCCAAGCUGAGGUCACUUCAGUUGGACAGAGAGGAGUUUGUGUGUCUCAAAAAUCUGGUUCUCUUCAACCCAGAUGUAAAAUCAGUGCAGGAUCGUAGACAGGUAGAACAGACUCAAGAGCGUGUAAACAGAGCUAUGAUGGACCACACUAUGAAGACUCUCCCAGGUCACUCGGACAAGUUUGGGCAGCUGCUGCUCCGUCUGCCUGAGGUGCGCAGCAUCAGUCUACAGGUGGAGGACUUCUGA